This is a messenger RNA of Arachis stenosperma, 1215 nucleotides long. RefSeq names its product probable mannitol dehydrogenase. The annotation marks the transcript as partial. The transcript is spliced from 5 exons. Gene Ontology annotation, biological process: lignin biosynthetic process. Gene Ontology annotation, molecular function: zinc ion binding; cinnamyl-alcohol dehydrogenase activity. The record is from RefSeq and is a predicted model, not a curated record. NCBI's taxonomy places the organism in Eukaryota, Viridiplantae, Streptophyta, Magnoliopsida, Fabales, Fabaceae.
ACAAGCAAGGUGUUUCUGGUUCAGACAGAAAUGGAGCAUCCAAGAAAGGCUUUUGGUUGGGCAGCUAGGGACGCAUCUGGCAUUCUCUCCCCCUUCAACUUCUCAAGAAGGGAAACUGGAGACAAAGAUGUUACUUUCAAAGUGCUCUACUGUGGGAUAUGCCACUCAGAUCUCCACAUGCUCAAGAACGAAUGGGGCAACUCCACUUACCCCUUAGUACCUGGGCAUGAGAUUGUGGGGAUAGUAACAGAGGUGGGAAGUAAGGUAGAAAAGUUCCAGGUUGGAGACAAGGUGGGAGUUGGGUGCAUGGUCCAAUCCUGCCGCAACUGCCAAAACUGCGCUCACGAUCUUGAAAACUACUGUCCACAAAUGGUCCUCACGUACGGCGCCAAGAACGUUGAUGACACCAUCACCUAUGGAGGUUACUCAGAUUUCAUGGUUGCCGAUGAACACUUUGUGAUCCGAAUUCCGGAUGCCCUGCCUCUUGACUGUGCCGCUCCUCUCCUCUGUGCCGGCAUCACUGUGUACAGCCCCAUGAUAUAUUUUGGGCUCAACAAGCCCGGUCUGCAUUUGGGCGUGGUUGGGCUGGGCGGGUUAGGCCAUAUGGCUGUGAAGUUCGCUAAAGCCUUUGGGAUGGAGGUGAGUGUGAUUAGCUCUUCUCCCGGUAAGAAAAAUGAAGCCAUUGAACAUCUUGGAGCCGAUUCGUUUGUGCUUAGCACUGACCAACAUCAGAUGAAGGCUGCAAUGGGCACCUUGGAUGGUAUUAUUGACACAGUUUCUGCGGUUCACCCUUUGGUUCCUUUGAUUGGUCUGUUGAAGUCUCAUGGGAAGAUUAUCAUGGUUGGUGCACCAGAGAAGCCUCUAGAACUACCAGUCUUUCCUUUAAUUAUGGGGAGAAAGUUAGUAGCUGGGAGUUGUAUUGGAGGGAUUAAAGAGACACAAGAGAUGAUUGAUUUUGCUGCCAAACAUGGUGUUAAACCUCACAUUGAGGUUAUCCCUAUCGAUUAUGUGAACACAGCAAUGGAGCGUCUCCUCAAAGCGGAUGUGAAGUAUAGAUUUGUCAUUGACAUUGGAAACACAUUGAAGCCAAGUUCUUAAUAAAUUUACGUCAUUCAUGUAUCAAAGAGUGAACUUAGGAGAAUUAUUUUCUUAAUUAUGCAUCAUGAAGUAUUAAAAUAAAAUAAAAACAGUGGUCCAUGAGUUUUAAAAUGAAGA